Oncorhynchus mykiss (rainbow trout) is the source of this 2911-nucleotide messenger RNA. RefSeq lists its product as uncharacterized. Gene Ontology annotation, molecular function: RNA polymerase II cis-regulatory region sequence-specific DNA binding; DNA-binding transcription repressor activity, RNA polymerase II-specific. The record is from RefSeq and is a predicted model, not a curated record. Lineage: Eukaryota; Metazoa; Chordata; Actinopteri; Salmoniformes; Salmonidae. Gene Ontology annotation, cellular component: nucleus; nucleoplasm. Gene Ontology annotation, biological process: regulation of immune system process; embryo development; negative regulation of transcription by RNA polymerase II.
GGACAACGGGCAGCCUCUCCCCGCUUGGCUCGAUGGCAUAUUUAGGGAUUUUGCCAACGCAACCAUAUAUGUACACAGUCAUGUAUCCUUAACCUUUUUUCAACUGACUCUCUUAUUUGUUCAUUAAAUCGGCCUUUAUUCAUAUAAUGCGUAAUCCAGGAAUGUAACGACUUAAUUGGCACGAGAAAACUCGAGAAAAUAGCAACUGCACAAAUCGCAAUGACUACAAUGAAUGGCUAAAUUACUUCCGGACACUAAGGUUCCGCGGAGCUCCUCCUCACUAUUCUUUAUAUUAGCGACACCCAUUCAGUAGAUAUUUGAGCAUUUUUAGUUAUCUGUUCAUGUAGUAGAUUGGAAUGCAAAGUUUGUUUGCUCAAGUGGUGUCCACUGUCCAGUGCAUCAGGGGGAGUUUUAAUUGCUGGUGCAACCUAUAUAGUGGGCUGAUGCAUUGCCGAAACGUCCAGACUGGAACCAAACAAUGGACAGAGUAGGCUGCCCUGCACGGGUGUCACACCAGUCCUUGAUGGCAGCUGCAGUGUCUGUGGGUUUUCCUUUCUCCAUUGCACUUAACUGAUCAGCCAAUGUUAUUGAUUUGAGGCCAACGUACACCAGUGAUGUACUAUAUUAGUUAAUGUGCAACAUCCUGAACUUUACAGAUAGAAAUGGAAUGAAUAGGUUCUAGACGAUUCCCAUUUCUAGAUGACAGAAAAGUUUUAUGCAGAAUACAUUUUGUCUAUCUGAGCAUACGGUAAUGUUGCAGCUGAACAGGGCCCUUGUUCUAAAUUAGACACUGACUAAAAGGGAAAAAGGAAUACCUGAAUCGUGUUCAUUAGCGCAUACUGUAGAAAAACAUUUUAAAAUAGGAAACACAAACAAGCUUAUUAAACAACAUUUCACUCCGUUUCGGGUCACUGUCUUCCAUUGCGUGCCUACUGAACAUGACCCAGCAGACACUGCAGCAGCCCUCCAGGUAUUGAGCCCAGCUGUACAGGCAUAAGCCCUGCAGGGUUUUAGUAUGGCUUCAGAGAAGAUGGAUGAUUGCAGUGGGACACUGGGGCUGAAUGUUUACGUCAAAGAGGAGGAGGAAGAGGUGCAGGUGGAGGAUUUCACAAUGAAGGACAAGGAGGCAUUCACAGUGAAGGAGGAGGAGGAAGCUUUCACAGUGAAGGAAGAGGUGUUGACUUUCACAUUUAAAAAAGAAGAGGAAGAGGUUUCAACAGUGAAAGAAGAAGAGGACGAGGUUAUCACAGUGAAAAUUGAGGAGGGUGGAGAGAGGCCUAGCCCCAGCACCGAGACUAAAUGGGGCUCGAAGAGUGGAAAAAGUUCGAUACAGGAACUGGACUGGCGAGCUCCUGUGGAGAAACCUCACUGCUGUUCCCAGUGUGGCAAAACAUUCUCAGAGUCCGGAAACUUGAAGCAGCACAUGCGGACGCACAGCGGAGAGAGACCUUACCACUGCUCCAAAUGCGGGAAACGUUUCAUACAAUUGGGACACUUCAACAGCCACCAGCGCACGCACACGCAGGAGAAACCGUUCAGUUGCGGUGAGUGCGGGAAGAGUUUCUCUCAGAGAAUCAAUUUGAAGAAACACCAGCUCACACACUCCGGUGAGAGGCCUUUCCUGUGCUCUGACUGUGGGAAGAGUUUCUCUUCAUCUACCAACCUAAAAAGACACCAGAGCACGCACAGCAAUGAAAAGCCUUUCCAGUGCACCAACUGUGAGAAAAGUUUCACUCAUAUACACCACUUGACACGUCAUCAGACCGUACACACUGGGGAGAAACCUUACACUUGCUCUGACUGUGGGAGGAGUUUCUCCCUCCAGGGGACUUUAAAGAAACACCAGCGCACACACACUGGGGAGAAACCGUACCAGUGCUUGCUCUGCGGGAAGAAUUUCUCUCUUUCGGUGGCACUGAAGAGACACCAGCUCAUGCACACUGGAGAGAAACCGUACCAAUGUUCUCAAUGCGGGAAGAGUUUCACCCAAAAGGGACAAUUAACUCAACACCAGGGCACACAUGAACUAGAAAAGCCUUACCCCUGCUCCCAGUGUGGGAAAAGUUACUCCUCAGCCCCCUCAUUAAAAGCACAUCAGAGGACUCACAAAGAGUCAACGUCACUCGCAAUGACAGCACAUUUCAGAAAGUAAAUUAUUGAACUGGUUGUCUCUGAUUGGGAUUGAUAGCCUACAUUUGAAACUAUAGAUUGUGCCUUAAAUGCUUUGUCAUGUUCAAACAAAACUCUUAGUCCCAAUUUCAUUUUCUCCCUGAAAUGUUCACUUGCACACUCCUUACAGAUUUAAAAGGAAUGGACUGGUUUGCAUUCAGUACCACAGAAUGGUGAGCAACCUUGAAUUCAAUGGAAACGGCACUUAAAAACUUUAAGCCAUUUGCAACCAUCGAUGGCCACCAGAUUAUCGCCAGCUGAUCUUUAGUUAAACCAAUAAUUGGCGCUAAAAUCACCUACACAGCUGAUCUCAAUUGCAACCAUUAUUGGACACCAUUACCUCUCCCUAAAGUGGAUGUUGGGCUUUACUCUUAGUUCUGAUUUUAAGACUAUUUUGCCCUCUGUUGGGUAUUAUCAUCAGAACAAUUGAAUCCUGUUAUUAUUAUUCUUUUUUGCAGAUUCAAGGUGAUUUUAAUCAAUUUGACAAUCAUUCCAUACAAGUAAAGUAUUUAAUUUUCUUGUUUUCCACAGCAAAUCUUCUAUGGCAGUGUAGCCUACCCUACACAUUUUAUGAUUGGAAAAAUCAUGGUGUAGGAUACAUUUAUUUCCAAUUUAUGUAAUCCAUUAAUUAUUUAACUUGUCUAAAUAAAAUAUGCAAUUUUUUUUUCCAUCAAGAGAGGUGAAGAACAUUUUCCUGAACUGUAGGAUACACAUUUGAAACAGUAUUGUAGGCAAUUUUAUA